Molecule: messenger RNA, 3087 nt
Organism: Ceratitis capitata (Mediterranean fruit fly)
Lineage: Eukaryota; Metazoa; Arthropoda; Insecta; Diptera; Tephritidae
Product: band 7 protein AGAP004871
Exons: 10
Coding region: 802-1896 (364 amino acids)
Cellular component (GO): plasma membrane
Source: RefSeq, a predicted model, not a curated record
AGGUCGCCGCAUAUUGGUGACAUUAUAGUUUCUCUGACUGAGCUCAGCUAACGGCUGGUGUUUGUGGUGUUGUGUUGUGUUAUCUUCUAGAAGACUGGCGUGUAGUUUUGGUCGCAAAAACUCAAACGAGGAGCUCUUGCUUGCUGGGAGUUUGGAAUUUUUGGCGGCUCUGCAGUAUAUGCCCAACUCACAAAGAAAACACUCACAAAGCAUUUAGCUUUUGCAUUUGAAUAAUUCACGUUGUUGUGUGUCUCCAAACGUGCAGUACGUGUCCGCAUGAUAGAAUUGAUGGCUAGUGGCUAGUGAGUUAGUUAGUCAGUUGAUUGGUUAGUCUUUAGGCAUGUUUGAGUUCAUCGGACGAAGUAUGAGUGCGUGUGUGUGUGUAACAGCAACAAUAACGACAACACUCGUCUGUAGAGCCAGCCGUUAAAGCAUCCUUCUAGAAGACUAAUUGCAAAAACGCGAUUUGCGCAGUUCACAACGAACAGUGUGUGCACGAGGCGGGGCGUUGUGUUGGGCGUGUGGUCGGACGUUUGUGUAAAGCAAAUAAGUUGGCUAUUGCAAACAGUGUAAUCACAUUUAAUCCGUGCAUAUCCUCUGUACUUCAACAAGUGUUAAAGUGUGCAAAUUUUUAUUGGAAUUAUAGCGCCCGCACAUACAAUAUAAAGUUUGUGUUGUCAUUUUAAAAAUAAAUAAAACUUUAUAAAGUGUGAGCUUAGAAGUCAAAAAGAUAAGAAGAAUAAGCGAGUAAAUUAUUACUGGACGAGGUAGCUGAAUUUCCCCUGGACGUCUUGAUGAAUCAUGGUCGAAGAGUUUCUGGAGAAAUUGCCCGAAAUUGAUACACGCUACGAGGAUAUCGUACCUAUGGAACAAGUUAGCUCAAUGGUUUCGAACGGUGGCGGCAGUGUUACAAUGCAACGAGACGACGAAUACCGAAAUCGUAUAAUGAAAAAUAUGACAGCAAAACAAUCGCGCGGAUUUCUUCAUUCCGAUGAAGAAAUUAGCGAUAAGGCAUCGACGUGUGGGAAAUUGCUGAUAUUCCUAUCUGUUGGACUUGUCAUACUCACAUUACCGUUCAGUUUGUUCGUGUGCUUUAAGGUUGUUCAGGAAUAUGAACGCGCUGUUAUAUUUCGUCUGGGUCGUCUUAUGCAGGGUGGUGCCAAGGGUCCAGGUAUAUUCUUCAUUUUGCCAUGCAUUGAUUCCUACGCCCGAGUGGAUCUACGCACACGCACUUAUGAUGUACCACCACAAGAGGUUCUGACAAAGGAUAGCGUCACCGUCUCGGUGGAUGCAGUGGUUUACUAUCGCGUUUCGAAUGCGACAGUUUCUAUAGCGAACGUGGAGAAUGCUCACCAUUCGACCAGACUUUUGGCACAGACUACUCUACGAAACACAAUGGGAACUCGGCAUUUGCAUGAGAUACUCAGCGAGCGAAUGACAAUUUCCGGCACAAUGCAGGUUCAACUAGAUGAAGCAACUGAUGCAUGGGGCAUUAAGGUCGAGCGAGUCGAAAUCAAGGAUGUACGCUUACCCGUACAAUUACAACGCGCUAUGGCCGCCGAAGCCGAAGCUGCGCGGGAGGCACGAGCCAAGGUAAUUGCCGCCGAAGGAGAACAGAAAGCCUCCAAGGCAUUACGCGAAGCCUCCGAAGUGAUCGGAGGCUCACCCGCCGCGCUGCAACUUCGUUACUUACAGACACUCAACACGAUAUCAGCGGAAAAGAACUCGACAAUUGUUUUCCCACUACCAAUCGAUUUGAUAACAUACUUCCUGAAGACUACCGAAGCGACGGCCCAACAAAAUGCCAUGGUGCCUGUGGGGCAGGGAACGAGUGUUCAGAAUUCACCGCAAGCGUCGACAUCACCGCAGGCUGGCGUACAGUCGGUGGCGAUGUAAAAACAAAAAUAACAACAACAAACUCAUAAUGGCGAACCACAGAAUGAGCCCUUUAUUUUAUGUAAUUUGCCAUGAGUUUAUUUGAAUUCGACAAAUUAGAAAAAAAGUUAAAAAAGGAAAUAAUUAUCAGAGGUGAGCAAACCUUUUGUUCGAGAAAUUAUGACUGCUUAGUGAGCUGUGAAUGUUUCAAUGAAAAAUAUUUUGGAAUGGAUAAGAAGAAGAGAUAAAAAGUGUGCACAAAAAUGAUAUUUCCACCAGCAAAAGUCUCAACUCUAAAGUUGAUAAAAUGGCAAAGAUUUUGGUCAAAAAAGAUGAAUAAUAUAUUUGAGAAAAAAUGCGUCAACAGACGCAGCUUGUGAUCAAAUAAAUAGUAUGAAGUAGAUAGCAGUGGUUUUGAAAUAAGUAACUGUGGGUCAAAUAGUCCAACAAAUAUGCCCACCAUACUCAAACCUCCAUUCCCAUUUAUCAACUCUGCAUCACUCAUUGUCGAAAAAUAUUGACGAAUACUUUUUGUGCGUACUUUAAGCCUACACAAAUAUACUCAUGUAUGUAUAUUUACAUAUAUAUGAAACGUAGUAGUUUAUAAGUAGUAUUAGGGCGUUGAAACAAAAACAAAUGUUGCUAAAAUGGCGUUAAGUUUGAUCGAUUAGCAUUUAGUCAAGGAAAGUUUAUGAACACUUUAAAUAAUUAUUGCGAAAAAGCACACACAAUAUUAUUAUUGUACUAAAAUUCUCAGCUUCAUUCAUUGCUGCAAUAUGACAACGGAAAAUAUAAUAUAAAGAUGAUAAGAAUUUUUUCAUAAGUUCACUACAAGAAGCACGCGUUUAGAGCAUACAAUUUUUAAAACACUUUCAAUUAAGAAAACAGUUUCAAUAUUGCUUAGAAUAAAUAUUGGUAGUUAAGCAAAUAUUUAAUGCGAAAUUAUUUCAAACAUAUAUUAGCUAUUAUAAAAUAUAUAAGCCUCGAUAUUGUUUUAAUUCCCGUUAAAGCAUUGAUAUUAAAAAUCUCGAGAAAACAAAAAUAAUUAAUAGAAUAAAAUGAAAUACAAUACAAACAAAUAAAACAAAAUAAAAUAAAAUAAAAUUAAAAAAUAUAAUAUUAUAAAAAAAUGGUAUAAAAUAAAAUAUAAUAUAAUAACUGAUAUAAUCAAAACCUACAUUAAAAUAAAAUAAAAAAUGAAAGAGAAUAAAA